Messenger RNA from Colletotrichum spaethianum, 846 nucleotides. Its product is annotated as protein RTM1. The record is from RefSeq and is a predicted model, not a curated record. Lineage: Eukaryota; Fungi; Ascomycota; Sordariomycetes; Glomerellales; Glomerellaceae. The coding region runs from base 1 to 846 and encodes 281 amino acids. The transcript has 4 exons. Gene Ontology annotation, cellular component: membrane.
AUGGCGUCAGGCAACGACCUCUUCAAGCUUUAUCGCUAUGACCCGUCUAUGGCCGCGGCGGUCAUCUUCAUUGUUCUCUUCUUCGGGAUUACCGCAUUCCAUACGUACCAAGUAGUUCGCACCAAGACUUGGUUCUUCAUCCCAUUUGUCGUUGGAGGUUUCUGUCAAUGGAUCGGUUAUAUAGGAAGAGCGGUUUCCAGCGCCGAAAGCCCCGAUUGGACUGUAAACCCGUACAUCGUGCAGACACUCCUGCUGCUCGUUGCUCCAGCUCUUUAUGCAGCCAGCAUCUACAUGAUCCUCGGGCGUAUAAUCCUUCUCACCGAAGGCGAAGUUCACUCAAUCAUACGGCGAAAAUGGUUGACCAAGCUUUUUGUAUUUGGUGAUGUGGUGUCAUUUAUUCUGCAAGGCGCUGGAGGCGGAAUCAUGGCCAGUGGUACGGUUGAAGCUCUCGAGAAGGGCGAGCACAUCGUCAUUGGUGGCUUGGUGGUCCAGAUCAUCUUCUUCUCGCUUUUCGCUGUCACGGCGGCCAUCUUCCACAAACGACUGAGCCGGUUUCCAACGAGGAAGGUCCUUCAAACUGUCAUUCCGUGGGAGACGUACAUCUAUGUCCUUUACGCUGCCUCCGUGCUCAUCCUGGUGCGGUCAAUCUUCCGUUUGAUAGAGUAUGCACAGGGGAACGACGGAUAUCUGAUUUCGCAUGAAGUCUUCCUGUACGUGUUUGAUGCCGUCUUGAUGUUCGCAACUAUGUGUAUAUUUGCGUGGAAGCAUCCGAGUAGCAUCAACACUUUUCUUAAGGAGGGGGAUCAUGAAAGCCCAGACACAACUUCGAACUAUGGUAUGGCCUAA